This is a messenger RNA of Stegastes partitus (bicolor damselfish), 2083 nucleotides long. RefSeq names its product glycerophosphodiester phosphodiesterase domain containing 5a (gene gdpd5a). The record is from RefSeq and is a predicted model, not a curated record. Gene Ontology annotation, biological process: lipid metabolic process; positive regulation of neuron differentiation. The coding region runs from base 136 to 1887 and encodes 583 amino acids. Gene Ontology annotation, cellular component: plasma membrane. The transcript is spliced from 16 exons. NCBI's taxonomy places the organism in Eukaryota, Metazoa, Chordata, Actinopteri, Pomacentridae. Gene Ontology annotation, molecular function: glycerophosphodiester phosphodiesterase activity.
ACGGAAAUAACUCAUUAACCGAGAACCUCUGACUUUGUGAGCAGUGAUCGGGAUAAAAAGGCUGCAGUGGAGGCGAGGGUUCCCAGUGCUGUGUGGGAUGUUAACGGACUGGUGGCGCGUUGAGGCUGAAGGAGCAUGGUGAAACACCAACCCUUACAGGUCUAUGAGAAGCAGGUCUUUGUGUCCUUUGUCACUGGGAUCUAUGGUUGCCGCUGGAAACGCUAUCAGCGUUCCCAAGACGACAGCUCUGGGUGGGAGUGCGCAUGGUUCAUCAUACUGUGCAGUUCCUUCCUUCUGCUUCUCUUCUGGGCCUACUUCUGGUUGGUGGCUCAAAAUGAUUUCAACGACUUCAACUGGCUGGUGUACAACCGCUCUGGAGAAUGGAGGGACGAGACCAUCCCCAUCGUCACGUGCACCACCGUGGGCUUCAGCUACAUCACGUUCCUGAUGAUUUUAGCCCUUUUCCAUGUAUCGCUGGGCCAGCAGCUGAAUCUGUACUGGGUCCAUAAGAUCGGAGUGCUGGCCACGCUGCUCACCACCAUCUCUGGUGUCGUCUCUGUUGAUGACGUUUGGGGAGACGAGUGGGACAUCCUGCUGGUUUCGCUGCAGUCCACAGCACCUUUCCUGCACAUUGGCGCUCUGGUGACAGUCACAGCCAUCAGCUGGUUGAUCGCUGGAUAUGUUGUCCGCAGAGAGAGAUCCAAUAUCCAGGUGAUGGUGUUGCUGAUCUACGUUAUAAUCCUGCUGGCUGUCUGUCUGGCUCCGCUCACGUUCACCUGCCCCUGCAUCAUGGAUCGUAACAGCCUCAAACAGCGACCGGAGAUCAUUGGCCGACGGGGAGCUCCUAUGCUGGCUCCAGAGAACACCAUGGUGUCCUUUAACCGAGCCCUGCAGCACGGCGCCAGCUCCCUGGAGGCCGACGUCACCAUCAGUGUGGACGGGGUUCCCUUCCUCAUGCGAGACCACACGUUGAGGCGCACCACAGAUGUCAGCAAGGUCUUCCCAUCCCGACAGUAUGAAGACGCCUCCUUCUUUAACUGGACGGAGAUGCGCUCUCUGAACGCGGGCCAGUGGUUUCUGGAGACUGACCCCUACUGGACAGUGAGGACCCUGACAGCGAAGGACCGCACGAGAAUAGGCAACCAGACGGUUUGCAGUCUGGUGGAGAUGCUCCGCCUGGCAGCCAGGGCCAACAGCUCGGCGCUGCUCAACAUCCGCAAGCCUCCACCGGAGCACCCACGCUUCCGAAGCUGGUUCAUGGACACGCUGUGGGCCGUGCAGAAAGCAGGCAUUUCCCAGAAGAGGGUGACGUGGACCCCCGACACGGACAGGGGGAGGGUACGAGGGCUGAAGCAGACCGCCAGUGAGAAGCUGUCCGUGGAAGAGAUGAGGCAGCGAGGAAUCACAAGCCUGACCCUCCACUACAGCAAGGCCAGCCACAGAGACAUACAGGAGUAUCUGGCCAAUAAUGUGAGUGUGACCGUCUACCCGGUGAAUGAGCCCUGGCUCUACUCCGUCCUGUGGUGUAGCGGGGUGCCUUCUGUGUCCUCUGAUGCCCCCCAAGUCCUCCGAAAGGUGCCUUACCCCAUCUGGCUCAUGAGCCAGAACGCUUACAACUUCAUCUGGAUCGCGUCAGAUCUGGUCUCCCUCGCCAUAGUCAUAGGGAUCUUCUGCUUCCAGAAAUGGAAGUUAAGUGGGAUGCAGAACUAUAACCCGGAACAGAUCAUGCUGAGCGCUGUGACGCGGCGGUCCAGUCGGGAAGUCAACAUAAUGAAGGAGAAGCUCAUAUUCUCAGAGCUGAACAAUGGGCUCAGCAGCACAGAGGAGCUCUCUCUGUAUCCAGAGAACGGUUACGCGAGAUACUCUCACGGAGGCCUCAGUCGCUGAACACAUCACACAGCUGGAAGAUCCCGGAUGCUGGUUUGACCUCAGAGCUCGGACCCAGACUGGACGUUAUUUCCUCGUCAGAGAAACCAGGAGCAGGAUUCUGAUCCGUUAGUCAGCUGACUGAGUGCGUAGACGUCUGACGGUGAACGUUUCUACUGUAUGGCCUGUUGCUGUUUUAAUGAAAUGUUCAAACAUA